Molecule: messenger RNA, 2776 nt
Organism: Perca fluviatilis (European perch)
Lineage: Eukaryota; Metazoa; Chordata; Actinopteri; Perciformes; Percidae
Gene: neu3.1
Product: sialidase 3 (membrane sialidase), tandem duplicate 1
Exons: 3
Coding region: 391-1623 (410 amino acids)
Biological process (GO): oligosaccharide catabolic process; ganglioside catabolic process
Cellular component (GO): lysosome; cytoplasm; membrane
Molecular function (GO): exo-alpha-sialidase activity
Source: RefSeq, a predicted model, not a curated record
GCGUGAUGCUGCACACCGGAGUAUGUUUCUGAUAAAUCCUGUUCUCGAACAUUUAGUAGCUACCAUGUUUGUCAUUGAGAUGUUUGCACAACAAAAUGAGUGAUACUUGACACAACCAUAGGACACAACUGAAUCGGUUGAGCUCUAGUUGACGUAGGUAGUUAAAGCCAACGUGUAUUUUAGUCAGCGCGAGUAUAAGCGAAUACGGAAGUGAGUUCGACUGUGCCUGUCGCUCCAGCGUCGUCUUGUUUUCUGAUGAGCCCAUAGCAUCAGUAUCGUGAACAUCAGAGGUCUCUUUUGUGGCCUGAGAUUAGACGGUAUGAUGCCGUUCACGAAAAGACCAUGGGUGACAAAUGUAAAGAGUGACAAGUGAAGGAACUCUGAUCCACCAUGGGAAACACAUCAUCAAAGAGUGGCAGCGGAGAGGAACCGGUCAAAACAACUUUGUUUGAAAAGGAGCCAAGUGGGAUAACCUACAGAAUUCCUGCUCUAAUUUAUCUGAGGCACAGUCGCACCUUCCUCGCCUUUGCAGAGAAAAGAUCCUCACCCACUGACCGAGAUGCCAAAAUUCUUGUUAUGAGAAGAGGAACGUUUAAAGAUGAUGGAUCUGUUCAGUGGUCGUCCAGUCAGGAGCUGUCAACAGCAUGUCUACCAAACCACCGCACUAUGAAUCCUUGCCCUGUGUAUGAAAAAAACAACAAAACACUGUUUUUAUUUUUCAUCUGUAUCUUGGGAACUACCACAGAGCACAGGCAGAUCAUCACAGGUAAGAACAAGGCGCGUCUUUGCUGUGUUAGCAGCAGCGAUGACGGGCAAACCUGGAGUCAAGCGAGAGACUUAACAGAAAGUGUGAUUGGCGAAACUAUCCAUAAGUGGGCCACAUUCGCAGUGGGUCCGGGCCACGGUGUUCAGUUGGAGAACGGCAGAUUGAUCAUCCCAGCGUACGCCUAUUAUGUCCCCUACCGAUGCUGUUCCUUUCCCAUUCCUUUUACAGUCUACCCACGUGCACUGUCAGUAUAUAGUGAGGACUUUGGCCAGACGUGGCAUAUAGGUAAGAUGCUUCGAAAAAAGUCAUGUGAAUGUGAGAUGGCAGAGAUCAUAGACCACGAGGGCAGGAGUCAUCUUUACUGCAAUGCUCGUAACACUGGAGGCCACAGGUGUGAGGCCCUGAGUGAAAACAGCGGUGUGUAUUUUGACAAACCCCACAUUGCUCCAGAGCUCGUCGAACAACGUUCAGGCUGUCAAGGCAGCGUUAUUGGCUUUCCAGCUCCUGAAUUUGUCCCCAAUGAUGACGCUGAAAGCAAAGCUUGCGGCACAUCGCUCUUGUCUCCUGACACACAAACCUGGCUCCUCUUCAUCCACCCAACUAACAAGUCGAGUAGAAGGGACAUGGGGGUGUAUUUGAACCGAUCCCCCCUGCACUCAUCCGGGUGGGACAGGCCCAGGAUCAUCCACAGCGGGCCCAGCGGCUACUCAGACCUGGCUUACAACGGAGACAAGGAUCAGUUUUCAUGCCUGAUGGAGUGCGGGAAAAACAGUGAACUUGAGCAGAUUGCGUUCAUGUCGUUUACCCUUAAUGAUGUCAUGCAGACAGGCAGUAAGAAAGACAAGAAGAAGCGUUAAAUUUGCGGUUGCUUUUCUUUCUGUUUUAACAAUGCUCUCUAACAUUCUCCUGCAACCUAAAAAUCCAAGCAAAAGCCUCUAAAUAUGCUGUGCAGUAACAUCUGUCUGUGUUUACUGUUGUUCUGCAGUCUGGAGAUGAUGAUAAUGCAUGCAUGAGUCGUGUGUUUUGUUGUCUCCUUGUUUACAUGCAAAAGUAAUUUAAGUCUUAAUAGUAUUAAUAUGCAAGCAGCUGUGUAAGGAAGGAAACUAUUUUUAAUAGGUUGGGUGUCUGAUUUGAAGCAUGCUGUGCUGAGCUGUCAUCUUUAAAACAGGCUUUGUGUGUAGCAUGUUUGACAAGUACUUCAUGGCCAUUUCUGCAUCUUAUUAAACUGUCAGUAUAUUCUGCGCAGGGGAGAGAAUUUACCUACCUCUUUUUAUUUUCAUAUGAAGAUCAUAGCAGGCCUUGUGAAGUAGAGCGUAUAGUUUCCUCCAUGCGCAGUCGCUCCUUUACAUAAAGUAUACUCUGAUUCACAUAUGCCUUCUACUCCAUGGUUAAACUUUAGCUGUGCCACAGCCUGUCAGAGCACACAUUUUCUGUAUGUCACAGUGAGCAAAGUUAGACAGAAAAGAUAAACAUUUACUUUUUACUUGCCACAUCCAGCUAAUCAAUGAAGAGACCAACAGAACUGUACCACAUCUAUAAGUUGGAAGAGAACAGUUGAUGGAUUGAUAGAGAGCAACACUUCUAUCAGGAGCAUUUGGGAUACUUUGUACUGUACACAGAUUUUCAACAAUAUUUCACUUGGGUAUAUUAUUUUGUUAUUUAUUUUCUGGCGCAUUUAGCAUGAUUGUGUCGUUUCCCCCCCUCCGCCAUCAUUAAUUCAGUGCAGUGUAUGAUUGGCUGGCUGUUGGUUAUCAAGUGAAAGCAUGUAACGGCAUGUAACAGCAGAAGAAGACUCAUUAUUUAUAAAGCCUCUAGGAAUUUGCACACACAACCUUGUACUGAGCGACUUUAACAUUCAUCUUUGCCUCCAGGUGGUUCUACACUAAUUUCAUUGUGUUUUUAUUGACUGUUGUGGAAAGUGACAAAACCUGCAUGAAACAUGUCUUUUAGUAGAAAAUAAAAGUAACCUGUGAUCACGAGACUCAUCGGUUUUGUGCACAUUUAUCCUGA